Molecule: messenger RNA, 6740 nt
Organism: Ricinus communis (castor bean)
Lineage: Eukaryota; Viridiplantae; Streptophyta; Magnoliopsida; Malpighiales; Euphorbiaceae
Product: phosphatidylinositol 4-kinase alpha 1
Exons: 26
Coding region: 356-6490 (2044 amino acids)
Biological process (GO): phosphatidylinositol-mediated signaling; phosphatidylinositol phosphate biosynthetic process
Cellular component (GO): plasma membrane; cytoplasm
Molecular function (GO): 1-phosphatidylinositol 4-kinase activity
Source: RefSeq, a predicted model, not a curated record
AUAAAUAACAUUUAACCGGUUCACUGACCCAUCCGGUUUUCAAAACAUUGAUUCCAAGAGAAUCCAAGCAUGAGGGAGUGACAAAUUAAAGAAUAAAAAGGAGAAAAGAGGAUCCAAGACAGGCGCGACAACUGUUACUCUAACAAGAAACCCACAAAAAAAAAAAAAAAAAAAAGAGGUCAAAAACCAAAACAGAGCAGAAAAAUUCACAAAUACAAAAUGGCAACAACUAAAACAGCUACCAACAGCGACCUUACCAUCGCCAUUAACAUGCCUCCAUUUCCAUUCUGUAAACCCUAAAUCGCACCCUUCUACACACCACAUUUCCCAAAUUAACCUCUCUAGAUUCAACAAAAUGGAGGCAUUGAUCGAACUCUGUGACCUAAUCUCGCAAAACCCUGCGCAAUUCACCGACAAACUCACCUGGAUUUGCAACCGCUGUCCACAACCCGAUUUUUUCUUAAUCGGAUCAUCGACAUCAUCAUCACCUAGGGUUUCACGUUCUCAACUCAACGCAAUCCUCGCCGUUUCUAGGUUCCUCUCAAAAUGCUCUAACAACAACACCGAUCACAGACCUGAAGCAAUUAUCCUCGAGUUUUUCCGCUCCAUUCCGACGUCGUUUUCACAAUCCUUUUGGCCUCAAUCUUUCACUCUCGACUCGAUCUCAUCUUUUUUCGUUGAUUUUUUAGGUUACGUGUCGACGGCAGCGCAAUCAUCGCCUGAUUUCGCUACUGAGAUGGAAAGUUCCGUCGGCGACGUCGUUUUAGCAGCGAUGAAUAUUUACAACGACAAUUAUAAUGCCACUGACAAUUUUGCUAUUUCCAAGGCUUUUUUGCUCGCCUUAACUCAGAAUUUCCCGCCAAUUUUACAGUCUGAUGCUGAGAAACUAAUCACUUCUCUUCUUGAUCAGUUUGAUGUGUCCGUACAACAACAACAACAACAGCAACAUCAAAUUGGUAUUAUCAACUCUGAAACGACGUCCUCUCAGAGCUCCCCAUUAAAUGUUAUUAAUCAAAGCAAUGAAGUUUCAAUUUCAAUGUCAAGUCCAGGGAAUGAUUUGAGCCACGUGUCAGGGUCAAGUAGUAAUGCUAGUAGUAUGAUGUCAUCAGCAACGUUAAAUGGGAAUCCUAAUCAUACUAAUAAUAACAGUGUAAUGUGGAAAAGUGGGUUUGUUGAAUCUAUGGGAAUAAUGAAUUUUGGUGGGUUUAAUGACGGGUUUAGGCAUCAGGUUGCUACUUUUGAAGAAGAGACUGUUGAGGGAUUAGAGAAGCAAGUUAUUGCUUUUAAGUUAAUUGCACAUGUUUUGGAUCAUGUUAAGAUUAAUAAUGCUCUUUUAAUGAGGUUAAGGUCUAUUGCAAAGAAGCAGCUUCAAUCUCUCUCUGCAUUUCUAAAGAUAAGGAAGCGGGACUGGACCGAACAGGGGCAGCUUUUAAAAUCUAGAGUCAAUGCUAAACUGUCUGUUUAUCAAGCCGCAGCUAGGAUGAAACUUAAGAGUCUUGCAUCUAUUGAUGCGGAUGGGAAAACCUCCAAGAGGUUGGUACUUGAGACUCUUGCAUUAAUGAUAGAUGCCGCAGAAGCCUGUCUGCUAUCUGUGUGGCGAAAGUUGAGAAUUUGUGAAGAGCUGUUCAGUUCCCUUCUUACUGGCUCUGCACAUAUUGCUGUAACUAAAGGAGGUCAGCCAUUGCGUGUUCUGCUUAUUCGCCUCAAACCUCUUGUGCUGACUGCCUGUGCGCAGGCCGAAACAUGGGGAGGCGGUCAGGGAGCCAUGUUUGAAAGUGUCAAGAAUACAAGUUGUCAGAUAAUUGAAUCUGGCUGGAUCAAGGACAGGUCUCCUGUUGACACAUUUAUCAUGGGACUAGCCACAAGCAUUCGUGAACGAAAUGAUUACAAUGAACAGGUUGACAAGGAGAAGCAGGGAGUUCCUGCUGUCCAGCUGAAUGUUAUACGUCUGCUAGCUGAUCUAACUGUUGCUGUUAGCAAGUCUGAAGUGGUAGACAUGAUACUGCCACUUUUUAUUGAAAGCUUAGAAGAGGGUGAUGCUUCUGCUCCUGGUUUAUUGCGCCUCCGACUUCUUGAUGCUGUAUCUCGCAUAGCAAGUUUAGGUUUUGAGAAGUCUUAUCGUGAGACUGUUGUUCUGAUGACAAGAAGUUACUUGAGUAAACUAUCUGCUGUAGGAUCUGCUGAAAGCAAAACAUUGGCACCAGAAGCCACUACAGAACGUGUUGAGACUCUUCCUGCAGGAUUUCAUUUGAUUGGUAAGGGCCUUACAAAUAUGAGAUUGCGUUCAGACUACCGUCAUCGUUUGCUUUCUUUGUGCUCAGAUGUAGGCUUGGCUGCUGAAUCUAAAAGUGGAAGGAGUGGAGCAGAUUUUUUGGGACCAUUACUGCCUGCAGUUGCUGAAAUAUGUUCUGAUUUUGACCCUACUGUAGAUGUGGAACCAUCACUCUUGAAGCUAUUUCGAAAUUUAUGGUUCUAUGUUGCUCUUUUUGGGUUAGCACCUCCUAUACAGAAAAUUCAACUACCAGUAAAGUCAGUUUCAACUACUUUGAACAGUGUGGGAAGCAUGGGUGCAAUUUCUCUUCAAGCAGUGGGUGGACCAUACAUGUGGAAUGCACAGUGGUCUUCUGCUGUUCAGCGUAUUGCACAAGGGACUCCUCCUCUUGUUGUCAGCUCAGUUAAAUGGCUUGAAGAUGAAUUGGAACUCAAUGCUUUACACAACCCUGGAAGCCGUCGGGGCAGUGGCAAUGAGAAAGCGGCUGUGACCCAAAGAGCUGCUCUUUCAGCUGCCUUAGGAGGGCGACUUGAUGUUGCUGCUAUGAGCACAAUUUCAGGUGUGAAAGCAACCUAUCUUCUUGCUGUUUCCUUCUUGGAGAUUAUUCGUUUUAGCAGCAAUGGUGGCAUCCUCAAUGGUGGCAGUGAUCUGACAGCUUCCAGAAGUGCAUUUAGUUGUGUCUUUGAGUACCUAAAAACUCCAAACCUUACGCCAGCUGUCUUUCAAUGUUUGACGGCAAUUGUUCACAGGGCAUUUGAAGCAGCAGUACUGUGGCUGGAAGAUCGCAUAAGUGAAACAGGCAAAGAAGCUGAGAUCAGAGAAUCUACACUUUUUGCUCAUACUUGUUUUCUUGUUAAAAGCAUGUCGCAGAGAGAGGAACACAUCCGGGAUAUUACUGUAAACUUGUUGACUCAGCUUAGAGAUAAGUUUCCUCAGGUUUUGUGGAAUUCAUCUUGCUUAGGCUCUCUGCUAUUUUCAGUGCAUAAUGACUCACCUUCUGCUGUUGUAAAUGAUCCAGCUUGGGUAGUGACAGUGCGUUCUUUGUACCAAAAGAUUCUGCGAGAAUGGAUCAGCAUAUCACUUUCAUAUGCACCAUGCACUAGCCAGGGUCUGCUUCAGGAGAAGCUUUGCAAAGCAAACACAUGGCAGAGUGCACAACCUACAGCUGAUGUUGUUUCUCUUUUAACUGAGAUACGGAUUGGCACUGGUAAAAAUGAUUGGACAGGCAUACGGACAGCUAAUAUACCUGCAGUCAUGGCUGCAGCAGCCGCUGCAUCAGGAGCAAACAUGAAACUGACAGAUGCAUUUAAUUUGGAGGUUCUCAGUACUGGAAUAGUUAGUGCAACAGUUAAGUGCAAUCAUGCUGGAGAAAUUGCUGGCAUGAGAAGGUUAUAUAACAGCAUUGGUGGAUUUCAACCUGGUAGCAUGCCGAGUUUUGGUAGUGGUCUCCAGAGAUUGAUAUCUGGAGCUUUUUCUCAACUGCCAAAACCUGAGGAUGAUUCAUUUAAUGAGAUUUUACUAAAUAAGUUUGUGCAUCUUCUUCAACAAUUUGUUAGUAUUGCAGAAAAAGGAGGGGAAGUGGACAAGUCACAGUUUCGUGGUACUUGUUCUCAGGCGACUGCAUUACUUCUCUCGAAUCUGGUUUCUCAGUCAAAAUCUAACGUAGAGGGCUUUGCUCAACUUCUACGUCUUCUAUGCUGGUGUCCAGCAUAUAUUUCUACACCAGAUGCAAUGGAGACGGGUGUUUUCAUCUGGACUUGGUUGGUUUCUGCUGCACCUCAAUUGGGGUCUCUUGUUCUUGCUGAGCUUGUUGAUGCUUGGUUAUGGACUAUUGAUACGAAACGAGGCCUCUUUGCUUCUGAGCUGAAGUGCUCUGGACCUGCUGCAAAAUUGAGGCCUCACCUUGCUCCUGGGGAACCAGAACUGCUGCCUGAAAUUGAUCCCGUUGAACAAAUAAUGGCACAUAGACUAUGGCUGGGAUUUUUCAUUGACCGUUUUGAGGUAAUUCAUCACAAUAGUGUUGAGCAACUCUUGCUCCUUGGUCGGCUGUUACAAGGGACUAUGAAAUUGCCAUGGAACUUUUCACGCCACCCUGCAGCUACUGGCACAUUUUUUACUUGCAUGCUUCUUGGGCUUAAGUUCUGCUCAUGUCAAGGCCAGGGGAAUUUGCAGGGUUUCAAAUCAGGGCUUCAACUACUUGAAGACCGGAUCUAUAGGACCUGUUUGGGCUGGUUUGCUUUUGAACCUGAAUGGUACGACAUUAACAAUAUGAAUUUUGCACAAAGUGAGGCCCAGUCUGUCUCUAUUUUUCUCCACUAUCUUUCUAAUGAGCGAACAGAUGCGCAAUCUGAUGCAAAAGGACGGGGACAAGAGAAUGGAAAUUCACUGGCUGAUACAACUGAUCAAUAUCAUCCGGUUUGGGGCCAAAUGGAGAACUUUGUUGUUGGAAGAGAAAAACGGAAGCAGCUGCUUCUGAUGUUAUGCCAACAUGAGGCUGACAGGCUUGAAGUUUGGGCGCAACCUACUAACUCAAAGGAAAGUACAUCUCGGCCUAAAAUAAGCUCAGAGAAGUGGAUUGAAUAUGCUAGGAUUGCUUUCGCCGUGGACCCUCGGAUUGCAAUGUCUUUAGUCUCAAGGUUCCCCACUAAUGUUUCUCUAAAGGCUGAAGUUACUCAUCUUGUUCAGUCUCGUAUUGUGGACAUCCGCUGCAUACCCGAAGCAUUGCCAUAUUUUGUCACCCCGAAGGCUGUUGAUGAAAAUUCAGUGCUUUUGCAACAGCUGCCACACUGGGCUGCUUGUUCAAUUACACAAGCUCUUGAGUUCCUCACUCCUGCAUAUAAGGGUCAUCCACGUGUCAUGGCAUAUGUUCUCAGGGUUUUGGAAUCCUACCCUCCAGAGCGAGUGACCUUCUUCAUGCCUCAGUUAGUGCAGUCCCUGAGAUAUGACGAAGGGAGGUUAGUUGAAGGAUAUUUGCUCAGAGCGGCUCAAAGAAGUGACAUAUUUGCCCAUAUCCUGAUAUGGCAUUUACAGGGUGAGACUUUUGUGCCGGAAUCAGGAAAAGAUGCUGCCUCUGGAAAGAAUAAUUCCUUCCAAUCGUUGUUGCCUAUUGUGCGGCAACAUAUUAUUGAUGGUUUUACUCCAAAGGCCCUUGACGUUUUUCAAAGGGAAUUUGACUUCUUUGACAAAGUCACAUCCAUUUCUGGUGUUCUCUUUCCACUUCCUAAGGAAGAACGUCGAGCUGGAAUUCGGAGGGAAUUGGAGAAAAUUGAAAUGGAGGGCGAGGAUCUUUAUUUACCUACUGCUCCUAACAAGCUUGUCAGGGGUAUUCGAGUGGACAGUGGAAUACCAUUGCAAUCAGCAGCAAAAGUUCCUAUAAUGGUAACAUUUGAUGUGGUUGACCGGGAUGGGGAUCAGAAUGAUAUAAAGCCCCAAGCUUGCAUUUUCAAGGUUGGAGAUGAUUGUCGACAAGAUGUUCUUGCACUUCAAGUGAUAUCACUUCUUAGAGACAUAUUUGAAGCAGUUGGAAUUAAUCUAUAUUUGUUUCCUUAUGGAGUUCUUCCAACUGGCCCAGAGAGAGGUAUUAUAGAGGUUGUGCCUAAUUCCCGAAGCAGAAGUCAGAUGGGGGAAACAACAGAUGGUGGAUUGUAUGAGAUUUUUCAACAGGAUUUUGGGCCUGUAGGCUCUCCUAGUUUUGAAGCUGCUCGUGAGAACUUUAUUAUUAGCAGUGCUGGUUAUGCAGUUGCCAGUCUUUUGCUCCAGCCGAAGGAUAGACAUAAUGGGAAUCUUCUCUUUGACAAUGUGGGAAGGCUUGUUCAUAUUGAUUUUGGUUUCAUCUUGGAAACAUCGCCUGGUGGGAAUAUGCGCUUCGAGAGUGCACACUUCAAGCUGAGUCAUGAGAUGACUCAGUUACUAGAUCCAUCUGGUAUUAUGAAGAGUGAAACCUGGUUCCAAUUUGUAAGCUUGUGUGUCAAGGGAUACCUCGCAGCCCGUCGUUACAUGGACGGGAUAAUCAAUACUGUGUUGUUGAUGUUGGAUAGUGGAUUACCUUGCUUCAGUAGGGGUGACCCAAUUGGAAAUCUUCGCAAGAGAUUUCAUCCUGAGAUGAGUGACCGUGAAGCUGCCAAUUUCAUGAUCCGCGUAUGCACAGACGCCUACAACAAGUGGACAACUGCUGGCUAUGACUUGAUACAAUAUCUGCAGCAAGGCAUUGAGAAGUAAAGGGAAAUCAUACAGCUCAAAGUAAAUUGUACAUGAUCGCUUGUAAUUUUGUAAUUUUUUUUUUUUCUUUUCUUCUUUUUAGUCUUGCAGCUGUAAUUCUUUUCAGGGGAUUUCCACCUUAGAAUGCUGAGGUAAAAGAUUGUAGAAACAGGAUUUCUUUGUAGCUUAGUGGUGGGAUUCCCAUUGAGGUUUGUAAAAGUACAGAAUUAUUUUUAUCUAUUUGUUAAUGAAAUUUGUAGUGCCUCAAGAA